Molecule: messenger RNA, 3570 nt
Organism: Thamnophis elegans (Western terrestrial garter snake)
Lineage: Eukaryota; Metazoa; Chordata; Lepidosauria; Squamata; Natricidae
Product: protein NYNRIN-like
Exons: 1
Coding region: 52-3570 (1172 amino acids)
Biological process (GO): DNA integration; proteolysis
Molecular function (GO): nucleic acid binding; RNA-DNA hybrid ribonuclease activity; aspartic-type endopeptidase activity
Source: RefSeq, a predicted model, not a curated record
GGUUGGUCAGAUUGACGGGGACCUGGCUUGGAGCAGACUCCCCCCGAGCCAAUGGUUACUCUGAAUAUUGGGGGUCAACAGACUACCUUUUUAGUAGACACAGGGGCUGGGCGGUCGGUGAUAAACAACCCAAUAACUACCCCUGGUCCAUACCAGAUUCAAGUACAAGGAGUGUCUGGACAAGUUGUAGGACGUCAAGUCUUAAAACCAGUCACCUGUACUUUUAAGGGGUCCGAAAUUCAACAUGAGUUCCUGUAUAUACCUGAAUGUCCUGUCCCAUUGUUAGGAAGGGAUUUGUUGAGCAAGCUGGGAGCUACUAUUUCCUUUGAUGAGGGAAAGCAGUAUCUCACUGUUAGCCACCGGCCGGAUGAAAUGUGGAGGUUGAUGGUGGUUAGGACUUCUGAGGAAGAAUGUUUGGACGUAUGGAGGGAAUUUGAUGUACCAGGACUAUGGGCUGAGGAUAACCCUCCGGGGUUUGCAGCACAUCACCCCCCUAUUAUUGUGGAAUUGAAGCCCCUGGCAACUCCUGUUCACAUUGGGCAACAACGACCCUAUUGGAGGGAAGCCAUCCUAUCAAUAUACGACUGUAUUCUAACAUACUUAGAUGCUGGAGUGUUGGUCCCUAUUCAAUCCCCAUGGAACACCCCAAUUCUGCCUAUCCUAAAACCAGACGGGUCUUUCAGACCAGUGCAAGAUUUGCGUGUGGUUAAUGAUAGGACAGUCACAAUUCACCCGUCUGUAUCUAAUCCAUAUACUCUACUCAGUCUCAUCCCACCUAAUGCUACAUGGUUUUCAGUGAUUGAUUUAAAAGAUGCCUUCUUUACUAUCCCCAUCCAUCCCGUUAGCCAGCCAUUGUUUGCUUUUGAAUGGGAAAAUCCGUAUACUGGAACCAGGAGCCAAUAUACCUGGACAAGGUUACCUCAGGGGUUCAAAAAUUCCCCAACUCUCUUCGGAACCGCGUUGGCCAAGGAUUUACAAUAUUUUAUCCCCUUCCAACAAGGAGAUUCGGUUUUACAAUAUGUGGAUGAUGUGCUGGUUACUGGACAGUCACGGGACGGUUGUUGGGAGAAUACGAGACGUAUGUUGUGUUUGUUGUUAGAUUGUGGAUAUCGGGCGUCCAGAAGUAAGGCUCAGUUAGUCCAACAAAAAGUCCGUUAUUUAGGCUAUGAUAUAAUGCAAGGGCAAAGAGCACUAGGCCCGGAGAGAAAGCAAGCGUUGCUUAAUCUGGCAAGGCCAACCGAUAGGAGACAAUUGAGAGGCUUUCUAGGCUUGGCAGGUUUUUGUAGAAUUUGGAUUCCAAAUUACGCACUAAUGGCAGCUCCACUGUAUUCGUCUACCAAGGGAAGUAAAACAGACCCCUUUAUUUGGACAAAGGAGCAGGAUCAGGCCUUUGAUGCAAUUAAGGAGGCUCUGUUAAGAGCUCCGGCCUUGGCCCUGCCAAAUCUGAGUAAGUCCUUCAAUUUGUAUGUGGAUACGCGUAAGAAUGUUGCUUUAGGAGUAUUGACUCAGCAGCUCGGCCAGUGGCAACAACCGGUUGCAUAUCUGUCAAAACAGCUAGAUGCUGUGGCGCAAGGGUGGCCGCAUUGUUUGAAAGCUUUAGCUGCCAUUGCGGAAUUGCUGCAAGAUUGUAAUAAACUCACUUUUUCCUGUCCAAUUAGGGUCCACACCCCACACUCUGUUCAAGCAAUUCUUGAUCAGAAGGGCCAUUUGUGGAUUAGUAACCAACGAAUCAUCAAAUACCAAGCCAUGAUGAUUGAAAACCCCCAGGUUCAUCUAGUGGUUUCUACCUCAUUAAAUCCUGCUACUCUCUUGCCUACAGAAACAGAGGUGGAGCAUGAUUGUGUACAAGUGUUGGAAACCGUUUAUUCCACACGACCCGAUUUAACUGACAUACCUUUGCCUCAGGUGGAUUAUAACUGGUAUACCGAUGGGUCUAGUUAUAUACACCAAGGGAUGAGAGUUGCAGGCUAUGCCAUCGUAGAUGAUGAGGGGGUAAUUGAAAGUGGACCGUUGGGAGCAGGAAAAAGUGCACAAAUAGCAGAAUUGUGGGCCCUCAUUCGGGCAUUGGAACGGGCUGAAGGUGAACGCUUGAAUGUAUGGACAGAUAGUAAAUACGCCUUUUUGACUUUGCAUGCUCAUGGGGCGGUGUACAAGGAAAGGGGCUUUAGGGAUUCAGCUGGCAAAUAUAUACAACAUAGCCAUUUAAUUCAGAGAUUGAUAAAUGCGGUUCAAAAACCAAAAAAGGUGGCAGUUAUGCAUUGUAGAGGUCAUCAACGGGGUGAUGAUAGAAUUGUUGUAGGGAACAGGACAGCAGACGCUGAAGCACGAGCUGCAGCAUUGCGUCAUGAGCCUCUACCAGACAUGUAUAUUAAUGUUGCCUUGGAUUUAGGGGUUAUACCAGUAGACAUCCAACCCUCUUAUUCUUUAUCUGAAUGUGAUAAGGCAGUCAACGAUUUGAUGGCGGUCAUCGAUAAGGGCUGGUAUGUUCUUCCGGAUGGAAGAAUAUAUGUGCCUUCUACAGUGGCAUGGCAAUUGGUUCGUUCCACUCAUGAAACCACCCAUAUGGGGAAAACAGCUUUGGAAUCCGCCCUUAUGAGGGAUUACUAUAUAGAUGGGUUAGCAGGGAUGGCGGUAAAAGUCGCAUCUUCCUGUGAAACGUGUGCUAAAGUUAAUCCUAGGCAAGGUCCUUCCCUUCCACCAGGAACUAUACCUAUUGCCUACUAUCCUAUGGACACAGUCAUGAUUGACUUUACUGAUAUGCCACGAAGUGGGUUUUAUCGGGCUAUGUUAGUUAUUGUGGAUUUAUACACGGGAUGGCCAGAGGUGUUCCCUACUAGAACCAAAAAGGCUCAGGAAGUAGCAAAGGUCUUACUUAAGGAAAUCAUUCCUCGAUUUGGCAACCCCUCCUUUAUUUCAUCAGACAAUGGCCCGGAGUUUGUCCAUCAUAUUAAUCGAGCCAUUGCACAAGCUAUAGGGGUAAAAUGGCGCUUCCAUUCUUCUUUCCACCCACAAUCUGGUUCUCCCGUGGAAAGGAUGAAUAGAACUUUAAAGGAAAAGAUAACCAAAAUUUGUGCUGAAACACACUUGAAGUGGCCCGAUGCUUUGCCCCUUGCAUUGUAUGCAAUUAGGAGUGCUCCCAGACGACAACAUAGACUCUCCCCAUAUGAGUUGAUGUUUGGUCGGCCUCCGACGUUGUUGCGACGUAAUUUGGCUGGAUGGCCUGAUUUGGGGCAUAAGGGGGGAGUUUGGGCCAUGGAAAUGGUGCAGGAACUGAAUAAACAGGUUGAAAAGUUGAGGAAUUAUGUAUUAGAACAGACCCCUCCCAGAUUGGUAACCAGAUGUCAUUCCUUCAAACCAGGGGACCGAGUAUGGGUAAAACAUUGGAAAAAGGAACAAUUAGAAGGGAGGUGGAAGGGACCUUAUGAGGUAAUUAUGACAUCUCCACUUGCUGUUAAGAUUGCGGAAUCUAAAACCUGGAUACAUUGGACUCGUGUAAAGAGGGCCGCUGACAAACAAUGGACCACACAUCCCAGCGACCAACCGUUGAAGUUGAAAUUGAUUCGUCAAUAA